GUAAUAAAACAUAGUCUCUGAAAUACUAAAAAAUAAAACAAUAGAGGAAUCAGAAAGUGUAUUCAUGACUUCAAUUUUAUUCAUCAACUCGAUGUGUUAAGAGAUAUAAUCCAAUUAGGUGUUACAUUUAGUGCACUGGUGAAUCAACACGAUGUCAUACAUAACUAUACAUCGUCUUAUCUGCAUACUGUGUGUGAUUUCAUCAGCUAUUGCUUGUGUCUUCUUGUCAGAUGAUGCAAAACCAAAGGGACUGGAGGAACGGGCCCUGGACUCAGAAGUGGUCCUAGCUGCUUACACGAGGACAGUCUACAGAAACAGAAACAACACCACAAGUUACAGUGCAGAAUUUCUCGUGUUCAACAUAUUGAAAGGGGAAGGUCAUGUUGUCGAAGUGUACCAGAAGCGGAAGCCCUCCUCUCUGGAAACAGCCCUCAACAGGAGGUUGGUGAAUGUGUCCAACUUCGGAGAUCCAACCAAGUGCCAGUCCGAUGUGAGUCCUGGUGAAACUUACAUCUUGUUUUUGGAUGUUCUCGUCACUGGAGAGUUGGGUGCGCGAUAUGACGGGGUAUACGGUCCAGCGGUGUUGUACUCAAGGGACAAGGAGAUGGCCUUGGAAACUAUAGGAUCGAGUCCAUGGAGUGAAUGGAGCCCGUGCAGCGGCAGUUGCGGCGGCGGAAUCCAGCAGAGGAGGCGGCAAUGUGAUGGCGGCACGAAAUGCUCGAACAAUGAAGGCCAACAGAGGACGUGCAACAUGUUCCCAUGCACAAGCGUGUUGAACAUCUUGGAGGCUGCAGACUUCCAUCGUUCUCCCCUCCGGCCACCAGGGCGUCCUACUGCCUACCGCUUACUGGCCAGUGGCUCAUGGCGCUCCAGGGAAGAAGAGCUACUAUUCCCCAGAACCUUCCCUUGGGAAUUCUCUCUGCUGGUCACCGUCCAUCUCAAGCCAGCCUCAUCGGGGGGAUUUCUUUUGCGGGUUCUGCAUUCAGGAACACUACAGGUGGGAUUGUAUAUUAGUGAUACUCUAACCUUAGUACUGUCGGACAAGGAUAAUGUGCGAGUGAGCUUUGUGAAGCCACUGUCUGACGACCAUUGGCACCAACUUGCAUUCAGCGUCCGUCGCAACACUGUCUCUUUCUACCUGAACUGCGAAUUCAGCGGUAAGCUUCCUCUACCAGGCAAGAUCCGGCCAUUUGGUGGCCAGCCAGCAACCGUCAUUGUCGGGAGCACUGGUCCUCAAGAACUUGAUGCCUUUCAGGGAGACAUUGAACAAAUUACGAUAACAGGAAGUCCAGAUGCUGCGGAAAACCAGUGCAACUCGACGACUCAACCUCUGCAUUUUCGCACCGCUGACCGUCAAGAGAUUCGGUCUCGACCUAUUUCUAGCAUCCAAAGUGACCAACUGCCACUGCGAGGGGACAUCAUUGACGACGAGGAUUUCAGUUUCGAAGAAUCCGGAUCGGGUCACAAGACAACGACAGUAGAUGACGAUUAUGAUGACUAUAAUGAUGAAGAGGAUGAUGUCAAAGCCGAUAGUUCAAAAAAAAAACCCAAGAUACCAAUUAAAGCAGAAACAACAGAUGAUGAAGAAAGUAAUUCUGAUGAAGAUGAAGAAACUGAGAGCGAUGAAAAAGAAAAAGAAGAAAAUAAUUCUGAUGAAGAUGAUGAUGAGGAAACUGAUAGCGAUGAAAGAGAGAAAGAAGAAACUAUCCCUGUAAUUACAAGUAGCACCACAUUUUCUCCUUUUGAUGACCAAGAAUUGAAAGUAUCUGACAGAAAAAAUAACGAAGCUGAUUAUAAUUACGAUCAUAUUGAUGAAGAAUUUGAUCAAAACGAAAAAGACGUUGAGGGGUCAGGCGCAGGUACUCAAUUUGAGUUAGCAUGGUCCGAAUGGUCCCCGUGCAGUGCAACAUGCAGUUGGGGCCGGAGAUCUCGCACUUCUUACUGCUUGGACAACGGGCUGAACUUGGAGAGCUGCACUGAGGCAAGUGCCCGCAGGUCCGAGACAGAAGCCUGCUUCCUGGGUCUUUGCCCUACCACACCCUCAACAACCAUGACGACGAUAACUACGACCGCAACUGAACUGAUUCUAACUACAAAUGUGUCAGUGCCCGUCUACAAACUGCGGUGUAGAGUGAAAUGUCAUCAUGGUGGUACGUGUUAUCCUCCCCACACAUGCUACUGCUCAAAAGGUUAUUAUGGAAGCUUGUGCCAGUACGCAAAGCAAGUUUGUAAGGUGAACUGCAGAAAUGGCGGAAUCUGUCACCCACCAGCCACUUGUGCCUGUGCCAAAGGAUACAUCGGAAAUGAAUGCCAAUACCCUGUAUGCAAACCUUAUUGCUUGAAUGGAGGAAUUUGCAUCUCUCCUAACACAUGCCGUUGCAAACCAGGAUAUGUUGGGAAAUCGUGCCAAAAAGCUGUCUGCAAGCUAGGUUGCAAGAAUGGAGGAGAAUGCGUAGCUCCUAACAAGUGUGCGUGUCGGUCAGGAUUUACUGGAGCUGACUGCGGGCAAGCUCUCUGUGAACCCGGAUGUCAAAACGGAGGUCAAUGUGUUAAACCCUAUUUCUGUCAUUGUCCAUCUGGAACAAGGGGCUCCUUUUGCGAAAAAAUUUUAUGCAAGCCCGAGUGUCAGAACGGCGGCGUCUGCAUCGGGCCGGAUCGAUGUUCUUGCCCCCGAGGCUACGCUGGGUAUUUUUGCGAGCAAGUCUACUGCCCUGGCGGUUGCCUGAAUGGUGGUAAAUGCAGUAAAUCCGGAAAAUGUUCAUGUCCACUUGGUUACAGUGGCUUACACUGCGAAAUAAGGAAGCCUUGCAAGUUUGUGGAAGUCAAGGAGCCGUACAAGCGGGGCUAUAAGCAGAAAGUUGCCACACAAGUCAAAGUCCCUUGUGGUGCCUGGGGAUGGAAAAUGUGUACAAAGACCAAAGUCCACUACGAAAUGGUUUACAAGACUUUCUUCAAGACGUCUUACGAGUGCGAGGAGGUGCAACAGAGCAAGUACCCGAAUUACCAGAAGCUAAAGAAUGGAUGAGGAAGGGAGCGAAGUGGAGCUGUGAUCAUCGUCACGUUGUCAGAAGUAGCUGUUCAUCGCACAUUAUCUCAUGUUCCUCGUCUCUGUCUCCAUUCGAAUAAAGCGCUGUUUCU
This is a messenger RNA of Uloborus diversus, 3138 nucleotides long. RefSeq lists its product as uncharacterized. Gene Ontology annotation, molecular function: signaling receptor binding; laminin binding. The transcript has 17 exons. Lineage: Eukaryota; Metazoa; Arthropoda; Arachnida; Araneae; Uloboridae. The coding region runs from base 152 to 3025 and encodes 957 amino acids. The record is from RefSeq and is a predicted model, not a curated record. Gene Ontology annotation, cellular component: cell surface; extracellular region. Gene Ontology annotation, biological process: anatomical structure development; G protein-coupled acetylcholine receptor signaling pathway; receptor clustering.